Messenger RNA from Ambispora gerdemannii, 777 nucleotides. The record is from the annotation of a GenBank genome assembly. NCBI's taxonomy places the organism in Eukaryota, Fungi, Glomeromycota, Glomeromycetes, Archaeosporales, Ambisporaceae.
AUGCGACAAGUUCCCUUGGCCUUAAAAGGUGUUGCAGCUUGUUGGUAUGAAGAACUCCCAGACAAGAUAGCGAAUGAUUUGAAACAAUUUGCUGACGCCUUCGUUAAACAAUUCACAGACAAGGCAACCACUGCUAAACUACAUGCUCGAAUAGCAACUCUGAGGAAGAAACCCGACGAUAGUAUCACCAAAUACUACGGAAAAUUUACUAAGUUACUUCGACGAGCUGACCCGGAUGAUGAAUACUACUCAACUAAACAAAAAUCUGAUCUGUUUAUACGAGGGUUAGAUAAAAAAUUACAAAGAAAAGUGUUUAGUACAAGAAUAAACACUCUCAAUGAAGCAUAUAAAAAAGCAAAAGAAGCCGAAACAAUGCUCACUUACAACGACUUUACCACUAGCGUCAAUGCGGUACUGAAUGGAGAAACAGAAAGUGCCGACAGUCAACGGAUAAAACGAUUGGAAAAAACCAUCCAAACACUGAAUGUCGAACAAGACUAUUUGAUCAAAGGAAAGAACUAUCCACCAAUCAAAACUGAUCAUUCAAUACUUAUUCUACGCCUCGAUAUGAUCAAUGACAGUUUAGACCGAAGAAAUUAUAAUCGAACCAAUCAACAAAGCUAUAAUAAUAAUAAUCAUCGAUCAGCAACACCACGUACCAUCCAAAGAACUUAUCUUAACAUAGGACCGACGGAGGAUGAUUCUACUAUUAAAAAAUCUGACGAAGAAUCUGAAACAGAAACUGAAGAAUCCGAUAAUGAUUCUAUUAUGGCUUUA